UUCAGAAAUGAAAGAACAUCGGAUUCAAUUUAAAAAAAAAUAUGACAUCAUAAAACAGAGAGCUGAAGAUAAAAUUGAUGGAAUUCGCCGUCCCAAGACUGGGGGAGGUCCACCACCGGCACCAAUGACCCCAGCCGAGGAAACCCUCUAUCAAGCUAUGGAUUCGAGACCUAAUAUUGUCGGAUUGAUCGGUGGGAUUGAUUCAGAUGAUAUUUCACCGAUUAGUCACAAAAUGGAGGAUGGGCCAAGUACUACAUGUAUCAAUGGAACUGUAGAAGCCAGUGGUGACUGUAGCUCCGCCAUCAAAGACAGUCAGCCACAUCGUGUGAGUCGAAAGUCCAACAACAAACAAAGGAACGGAAGGAGAGAGAUAGAAGACGCAGAGAUGGAAAAUCUACAUCUAGAAAAUGAGAAAAUGAAAGAAGAAAUUGAAAAAAUUAAAUUAGAGAAAAGAAAGUUGGAAAUAGAAAUUGAUUAUAUUGAAACAAAAAAGUGUAUCUUCUAUACAAGCUUAAUGCUGAAUUUCCAUAAAAUUUGA
Molecule: messenger RNA, 538 nt
Organism: Saccostrea echinata
Lineage: Eukaryota; Metazoa; Mollusca; Bivalvia; Ostreida; Ostreidae
Exons: 4
Coding region: 8-538 (176 amino acids)
Source: RefSeq, a predicted model, not a curated record